Messenger RNA from Drosophila serrata, 3253 nucleotides. RefSeq lists its product as uncharacterized. The record is from RefSeq and is a predicted model, not a curated record. Gene Ontology annotation, cellular component: cytoplasm. NCBI's taxonomy places the organism in Eukaryota, Metazoa, Arthropoda, Insecta, Diptera, Drosophilidae. Gene Ontology annotation, molecular function: glycosyltransferase activity.
AACAACAAAAACCGCCAUGGCCCACUCCAAGGUGAUCUUGAAGAUCCUGUUCUCGCUAUGCGUCUGGUCCUUUGUCAUCAUCGGUCUGUUCAAAAUGCAUGGCACAAAUCUAGUGCCACAGGAGUACCAGCAAGUGCCACUCAAUGGACGCAUUUUGUUGCAAAAGGAUAUGCGAUAUGCAGAGACGACAUCCACCACCACAGAUCACUUCGAUCCCAGCGAGAUAUUGGUGGACAAUCGAACAGCUAUGGAUGAUGAUCAGCUGGUUCGUGAUGUGGAAUCCCGCAUUCCUUCGCUGCCAAUUGCUUACUGGAGCAAAAACAAGAACUUUUUGCAACAAAAGUCCUCCACCUGCGCCAAGUACCCCUCAAUUUUUGAGUUGGAAUUUAACAAUAUUUACUGGCAAACAUUGCGAACCUCGAAUGGUACAUUCCAACUUUUUGGUGCCUACUAUGAUAUACGAAGAACCUCGUUACUAGGACCCACUGUACGUAUUCUGGGCAUGAUUGAUCGCAUUGAGCCCAAGGUGAAAACCUAUUGCCAAUUCUGGUUUGAUGGCCAAAAGGAACCCUUCAUAGUGAAAACCUUUGAGUACAAAUACAUUUGGUACAACAAAUGGGGCAACUAUAAGCAGGGCAUAUAUCAGCCGUAUUUAAUUGCCUGCCAGAUACCAAAACCCUUUCAUGGAGUUGUGCCCAGUUCGGUGUCAAUGGGAAAGGAAUGCGAUACGGCCACAAAUAAUUUAAGAGUUAUUUACAAUCGUCCUCCGGAUGACCAGAAGAAGGGUUUUGCCGUCUGUGUCAAGGGUUUGGAUUUUCUGUACGAUGAUUUGAGUGUGCGAUUGAUUGAAUGGAUCGAAAUGCUGAAUAUCUUGGGAGCAGAUAAGAUAUACUUUUACAAUCUGCAGGUCCAUCCCAACAUCACCAAGGUUUUGAAUCACUAUGAGCAGGAGGGCAAGGUUCAGGUUAUACCUCUUACCCUGCCUGGUGGUCAGCCAAAUGUCCCAGGAUUCCAGCAUUUAUAUCUCACCAAGAAAACGAAUCACAAGCGACAGAACGAAGUGAUACCCUACAAUGAUUGUCUGUACAAGAAUCUCUAUUUGUAUGACUACAUUGCCCUGCUGGACAUUGAUGAGGUGAUCAUGCCCAAAGGUGGCUCUGUUCUAUGGUCCGAGCUAAUGGAUAAAGUGCGACCCGAAUCGAGGAAGAUUAAGCCCGAUGGCUUCCAUAGUUACAACUUUAGGAAUGUGUAUUUCCUGGAUGAUCAGCAACAUGAACAUGGUUGGCAUAAGGAUAUCCCAAAGUAUAUGCACAUGCUGCAGCAUGUACAUAGAGCCAAGAACUAUACGAAACCGAAUCAGUAUGUGAAAUGUUUCCACGAUCCAGAGCGAGUACUCACCUUGCACAAUCACUUCCCACUGAGUUGUCUUGGAGGCGUUUGCAAAUCAUAUCCGGUGGAUACACAAGAUGCCCAACUGCAGCAUUAUCGCGCAGAUUGCGUUAAAACGUUGAAGAAAAGCUGCGAGGAAUAUCGUGAGCAUUCCGUGGAGGAUAAAACCAUUUGGAAAUACAAAGAUGAACUGAUACGACGCACUAUCAAGGCGCUUGAUACGCUGGGUUUCUUUCGCCGUCAAGGAUUAAACUCAGCCUCCGGUUCGGGAGGCAGUAGCAGUGGUUUGGGCGGUGGUGCAACCACACAUUCAACGGAACGGUGAUUCACACUCCUUGGGGGUGGCGGUGGCGGAUGGUCCUGGCCAUGGCAACUGGUGGAAGCAUCCGGCAGUAGUCUUGGCAACGAAGAGUUCUUCGUUUGAGCACCAUUCCGAAGAAAACCACCGUGCCCCUUUGAGUUGUUUGUCUACUAUGAGAAAAGGAGAGAUGUCUCUAAGAAGACUCUGAGAUCACUCUGAGAUCACUUUGAGAUCCCUGUGAGAUCUCUUAAGAGAUCCGAUUUAGGAUCAUCUCCCAGUUUAGUUAGUAUAUUAUGUCCAGUUGCAGUUCCCAUCCAAGACCCCAUAUAUACCAGAGACAGCAUUUCCCCCAGACCAAUUCCUUUUGUUUUAAGUCUUUUAUUUUCUUUUAAUUUCUUUAAUAUUUGUAGUGUUUUGUUUGAAAUCUUUUAGAAAUUGGCUUUGAAACCUAGGGAAAAGUCUGCUCCUCUAAGGGUAUAUAUGGUUAGUGUAAACAGUAGAAGUGGUGUUAGUUAGUUGCGAUGAAUUGGGAAGAGAACACUUUUGAAAUUGUGCCUUCGAACCUGGAUGGUAGAGAGUUUCCUAGAUUAACCUACAUCCUGAAACCCCCCAUUAACCUUAACCUACUCCCCUUGCAAAUUAUGUAUUUCCAUUCACAAAAAAAAACAAUGAAAAAGACAUAAAGUCACAACUUUAAAAAAAAAGAUAAAAAUCAGGCCAAUUGCACACAAGAAAGAUUUGUAAGACAUUGUGAAAUGGCUAGGAAAAUCAUAAUGAAACCUAAACUAAGUUCAAGACUGAUGAUGUUUAUUAAGAAUUAUAAAUCGAAGGAUGAGGAUAAAAAGAGUAUGAGGGAUUUACCAGCUAAUAAUUUGUUUUCACAUUCGGAUUAAAUCGAUAUUAUUGUUGUUUGUAUAGGCAAAAAAGAAACGAAACGAAGGCCAUGAAAAGGUCCUUGAAAAGAAUGCAGGAAAUGCAAAAGAGAAUACGAAAAAGAAAAAUAUCACUAAAUGCUAAGCAAAAGAAAGAAAGAAAAUACUUAAAAAUUGAACAAGUUUCAGUUGUAAACUGUAAAUAGGAAAAUUGUUAAAGGCAUAAAGUAUAAACUAUAUAUGCGGAUUAGGACCGAUUAAAAUCGGAUAAACUAACUAAUGAGAACAAACCCAACUUUUAAGUUCUUUUUUUUUUUGAUCCUUUUGAAAGCUACACAAACUAUAUACACUAUAAACACUAUAUACUAUAUAUAUAAUUAUAUAAUCUUAUAAUUUUCAACUUGUACAUACACAUGAAGACAACACAUACACACACUACACUAGACACACACACUAUUUUAUUUGAUAUAUUUUCUAUUAAUCAUUUCCCCAUAGAAGCUUAGUCAAAUUGCAAGUGUACAGUUCUAAGAGAAGCCACUAAACUAAACUAAACUAAACUAAAUACAGACAUUUAAAUACGAUACAGAUACAGUUAUAUAGGAAUGCAUGCCAAUCGUAUGUAUUAAUGUUAGUUGCUAGCCAUUUAAGGACCUCAAGAGUCGUGUGAAGGAAAUCCCCCACAAUUUUUAGU